Messenger RNA from Cuscuta europaea, 3198 nucleotides. The record is from the annotation of a GenBank genome assembly. NCBI's taxonomy places the organism in Eukaryota, Viridiplantae, Streptophyta, Magnoliopsida, Solanales, Convolvulaceae.
UUGAGAUUAGACGGAAUCUAAAAUUUUGUGUUAAUCUUAUCUCUUUCAAGUAUUCGCAUUCCUUAAAUUUUUAAUAAAUUACUCUGCAAUUGGAAAGUUCAGAGGUAACAGCAGAAACAUGGAAUUGAAAAACUUAGACAAAAUUAUUGCUGUCGAUCAAUGAUUACUGCCCCUUUUAUAGCAUAACAUACAAAUCAGCACAGCUGCUUAUUACUCCAGAGGGGAGUAGAUCGAUAGAUGCUGAUGAUCCGAAAUUGAAAUCCACAGGGCGGAGAGAGAAGUGAGCUCAUCAUCUUACUGUUACCUUUCCGCUCAAUUUCUCUCUCCAUGUAUGCUGUGCAUACUUAUUUGUAUUCGUAUUCCGUAUAUUCGGCUUAAUUUCCGGUUUUCUGUUUCUGGAGUAAAUUCGUUCGCUUCUGGAGAAAUUAACUGUAGAAUCGAGUUAAGGAGGGUGAGGUGCGAAGAUGAGCAACAAAAAAGAAGAGGAGCGGAACGAGAAGAUCAUCCGCGGGCUCAUGAAACUCCCUCCCAAUCGCCGAUGCUUUAACUGCGACAGCUUGGGACCCCAGUAUGUCUGCACAAACUUCUGGACUUUUGUUUGUAUGACUUGCAGUGGAAUACAUCGCGAGUUUACUCAUCGUGUCAAGUCCGUAUCAAUGGCUAAGUUUACUUCGCAAGAAGUUGAAGCUCUUCAAAAGGGUGGUAAUCAGCGAGCGAGGGAGACAUAUCUAAAAAGCUGGGAUCUCCAAAGACAAAGGUUACCAGCUAACAGUAACGUUGAAAAAGUUCGAGAAUUUAUAAAGGCUGUUUUUGUGGAUAAAAGAUAUGAUGGGGGACAGUCGUUGGAUAGACCGCCAAGGGAUACACAAAAUCUUAGAGGCCAUGAAGAUGAGUCGAGACGGGCAAGUUCCUAUCAUUCUUAUUCUCAAAGUCCGCCAUAUGAUUUCCAGUAUGAGGAACGGAUUUAUGGAAAGCACGGGCCUACUCUUACAAGAAAACCUGGUUCAGAUAGAGGGAUUUAUGAAGGGAAAGUUUCCAGUUUCUCAAGUCCUAGUCAUCUGAGUGACCACAUGCAUGAGGACAGGUUUGCAAAUGAGGGUUCUGAUACUAGAGCUUCAGAUUUCUCUGUUUCUAGUGGAGGCGACCCAUUUAGAUCUGAGUUGCAGUCUCCUAACUACCAAAAAGAUACAGGGUUUCCUGGUCGUACACAGAGAACUGCAUCAUCAGGAAGCUUUGGAUCAUUCGACAACUCCGUUUCUUUCAAUUCAGUAAGCUCUUCUGAUUUAAUUGAUGCUGGUUCAGAGCCUGAACAAUCAGUCAAGACCCACCACAAUAAAUUGUCUGCUUUACCUUCUUUGCCUCACUCAUCGGUGGACAUACGUAAUGUACCUGGAACUUCACAAACUACUCCUUCAUUCUCAAACGCUGCUCAUUUGACAGAGUCAUCAUCAACUUCUUCAGUUGAUUUGUUUCAGCAGCUCUCUGCAUCAACUGAUCCAAGUCUUGAUUCACAUCAAGUUUCACACAUUCCUGCAUCAGGUUUUGAUUUAUUCUCAUCAGAGGUUCCUAACCAGCAAUCAGCUGCACACUCUGGUAACAACACCUUGAAAAACGAGGGAUGGGCGACAUUUGACACGCCUCAGCACAAUGCACCUGUGGGAAGUGAGAAGUUUACACCAGCUUUUGCAGCACCUUUACCCGACCCGUUAAAACUUUUCUCUGGGAUGCCACAUCAGCAGUCAAAUGCAGUAUCCAACACAAGCCUAUCAAAUGUUGUUACCCACAUGGAUGGUGGCUGGACAGCGUUUGACAUGCCAAAUCACUCAGCACAAAUUGGCUCUGGCACUUUAGAAAAUUAUAGCCAUCACUUAUCUCCCUUGAGUGGACUAUUCUUUCCGCAUCCUGAUGUCCAAGUAGGAUAUCCAUCAAUUCCUGCCCCAUUACAUGGAGGCAUCCAAAAUACUGAAGCGACCCUACUUGGAAGCUCUGAGCCAUGGAAAGCAUUUGGGGGUUCCAGUGAUUUCUUAGCAUUACAAAGGGAUCAAAUUAGUACUCAAGAGGUUUUAACCAGCCAUCUUCCUAUUACUGAUCAAUAUCUGGGGUUAAAAGGAUCAGAGAACUUUGCUGAUCAUGGAAUUCUAAGAACAGGAGUGGAAGUUGUCAACCAAACCAUAUCAUCAUAUGGCGGAUUACAUGAACUUGAAAACAGCAAAUCUACCAAUCCAUUUGAUCUUCCCUAUGAACCUGACAUGCAAAUUAACAGUACGCCCAAUUUCUGGGACAUGAGCUCCUUACAAGCUGGAUUGCCAAAUGGAAAGACGCCUGCACCCUUUGUUGGUGGCGAAAGAGAGUCUUGGUUUUCACAGAAUUCAGUUGCAUCUUACGUUUCAGCUUCGGGAGAAGAUACCUCGGGAUUCAUUUCAGCACAACCCACAGGCAGCCAACUGAACGAUUUGCCAAAACAAGGGCCUAUUGCUCCUAUCGGUGGAAACCCCUUCGCAUGAAGAUACACACACACUUUCUGCCCAUUCAUUUGCAUUUUGUUUAUUUAUUUUUUAUAUAUUGGUAUUAAUGAAUUGGGUUAGGCCACUUUUUUCCCCAAACUAAUAUUGUAUUUAGAAAAAACUGUUAAUUUGAUCCUCAUACUAUCACAAAAAGUCAAUUAGGUCCUCGUACUUUUAAAAUAAUCGAUCAAAUUCACGAACUUUGUAAAAACAUUUAAUUGAGUUCAUUUGCAGGUUACUUGUCAUGUCAGCAUGUCACUUGUUGACGUGCCACCCAUGUGGCAGCCCAAUCAGCAGUGACUUUGCUUACGUUGCACCUAUGUGGCAGCCCAAUCAGCUAUUUGUGCUGACAUGACAAGUAACUUGCAAAUGGACUCAAUUAAAUGUUUUUACAAAGUUAGGGAUUUGAUUUUUUUUUUUAAUUACGAAGACUUAAUCGACUUUUUCGUGAUAGUAUGAGGACCAAAUUGACAGUUUUCCCUCUGUAUUUAAAAAAGAUGGAGAUUUUGAGUUGUAUUUUGCUUGUGAAAUCAGAAUCUGCCUAGAUUUUUUUAAUCCCCAUAUAGUCUGUUGUUAGUUUUAUAGUGUUAUCUCAACUUAAUUCUUGUAAAAGUACGAUUUGUAUUCAUUGACCAUUUAGAAAUUACAAGGUACAGUAUUUAAUCAAUGCAUACAGCAUACUUGGUAUUUUUGA